This is a messenger RNA of Paramecium tetraurelia, 1224 nucleotides long. RefSeq lists its product as uncharacterized. Gene Ontology annotation, biological process: amino acid transmembrane transport. Gene Ontology annotation, molecular function: amino acid transmembrane transporter activity. The transcript has 4 exons. NCBI's taxonomy places the organism in Eukaryota, Ciliophora, Oligohymenophorea, Peniculida, Parameciidae. The record is from RefSeq and is a predicted model, not a curated record.
AUGUGGAUAUUGAGCCUAUGGAUUAAAAAUCAAAAACCCAUCCUGUUUAAGAUGAAAGAUAAGCAUUUUUCAAUUUUAUUAAAUCAAUAAUUGGGAUUGGUGCAAUUACCUUUCCUUUUGCAGCUAACAAAGUAGGAUGGUUAGGUUCAAUUUUAAUAACAAUACCAGUACUCUUUUGCACUAUAAAGUAUUUUUAUUUACAUUUAUGAUCUAAUACAUUCUUAAUCGAAGAAAUUGCUUUUUGGAGAUAUAGUUGAAUUAACUUUGAAAUGGGUUUGGCCAUAGAUAACUAAUAUAAUGAUCAUUCUCUCAUAGAUUGGAGUUUGUUGUGCCUACCUAAUCUUCUUAUAUCAAUCGACAGAUGUUGUUCUGAAUUAAAUCAAUAUUCCCUUAUCGAAAUUCACUAUUUUCUCCUUAACAUUGAUAUUGAUCAUUCCUUUGUCUUUGAUAAGGAAGAUGAAAUACUUUCAUCAAGUAAGCAAAGUAGGUUUUUAUGUUAAUCUACUUACAUUUAUCAUAAUAUUCAUUGAUUGUUUGACAAUUGUAUAUCAUGAAGGAAUUUCAUACGGACCCAACACAUUUUCAUUCAUUGGGAUAGCAUGUUUAACACUCUAAUGUAAUUUGACAAUUCUGCCCAUCAGAAAUGAUAUGAUAAAUAAGCAACCAUUUCAGAGAUACUAAGAAUUAUCAUUGUAUAUAUGUUUUUUAAUUGCAAUCUUAAUUACAACCUUUGCCAUUUGGGGUUAUAAGGACAAUCUUAAUUAAAUAAUCAUCUUUAAUAUUUAGAACCUCUAUCUAAGAUCAAUCACUAUGAUUGCUUAUGGAAUUUGUAUUUUAAUGACAUAUGCACUUCAACUAUUUCCUGCUGUCUAAAUUAUCGAAUAGCAUAUAUCAUAACUUGCUUAUCAGAAAUUUGACUAGGCUGAAGAUGAAAAUGAGAGUGUAUUUGUGUUAGACAAAAGUUCUUUAAUUAUCAGAGGACUUUUAAUGUUGACAAUCUACAUAAUAUCAUACAAGAUACCUGAUCUUUCAUAAUUUAUUAAUCUAAUUGGAAGCUUUUUCGGUUCAUUUUGUUAAUUUUUAAUACCAUUAUUAGCCCAUUGGAUUUGUUUCAAGAAUUAGGAAGCUAGUCUGAGAUUGAAAUUAGAAUAUUUUGUAAUGUCUAUAUUUACUGUCUUGGCUAUAGUAUUUGGAUCAUAUGAAUCAAUCAAAGGGUUGAUUUGA